AAAAAUCUGAUUUUCUUUCCUGGGUGAAGAGAAUCUACAAAAGUAAUGGCGUCGACAAGUGCCGUGACUGCUCAAAUAUCAAAUCUCCAUGGAGCCACUAAUUGGAAGAAGACAAUCCAUUCUCUCUCCUUUGGUAACUUUAAUUCGAAUGCAAAUCUAGAUGGGAAGCAGCUUUUAUCACCGUCAUGUCAUCGGAAAACCGGCCAUACGCAUAAGUCUCUUCGUGUGUAUGACCUGUUUGGAGGAAAAAAGGAAAACAGUGACAAGGGCGAUGAUGCACCUUCCAAGGCAGGAAUUCUUGGAAACAUGCAAAAUCUCUAUGAGACGGUGAAGAAAGCACAAAUGGUUGUCCAGGUUGAGGCUGUGCGUGUGCAAAAAGAGCUCGCUGCAGCAGAGUUUGACGGCUAUUGUGAAGCUGAGCUGAUAAAGGCAACAUUAUCUGGAAACCAGCAACCCAUACGGGUAGAGAUUACCGAGGCAGCAAUGGAACUGGGUGCAGAAAAGCUAUCGUUUUUAGUUAAUGAAGCGUACAAGGAUGCACAUCAGUAGAGUGUCCAGGCCAUGAAAGAAAGGAUGAGUGACCUUGCACAAAGCUUAGGAAUGCCAGAGGGAUUAAAGCAACAAUGAUCUCUCAACUAGCACCUGGAUGGAGGAUUGAAGCAAUGAUGAUCGAUCUUGGCCGAUCAGCAUCUGGAUGAGCUUUGAUUUUGUGUACAAAUCAAUGCAGAAAAUGCUCAUUUAUAUGCAUUUUACUAUGAAAUUGAUGUAUGGUUUUAGGAUUAUGAUGGAACUACCACUGUUUCUAAA
Hibiscus syriacus is the source of this 807-nucleotide messenger RNA. Its product is annotated as nucleoid-associated protein At4g30620, chloroplastic-like. The transcript is spliced from 6 exons. Bases 46 to 549 code for a protein of 167 amino acids. Gene Ontology annotation, molecular function: DNA binding. The record is from RefSeq and is a predicted model, not a curated record. NCBI's taxonomy places the organism in Eukaryota, Viridiplantae, Streptophyta, Magnoliopsida, Malvales, Malvaceae.